GAGAAUCGCCAAAUGGUUUGGCCCGAUUAUCCGGGUGUAAUCUUAGAUAAUUAGCCGAAGAGAACGGAAAGUCAACUGACUCGGGGUUCGAAUUCGACGGGAACCGCGACUUUCUCCAUGUAACGGAGGGGAGGAGAGAGAGGAGUAGACGACGGACGUCGGGAAAAUCACCGUUUCUUCACCCCAAAGUAGUAUAUUUUCUGCUUUGGUCGGCUGAUAAUUACGUAAUUCCCACCCGCUCGGCGGUUUGGUACCUACCGAAUAGGGCAAAUGCUCGGGGCAUCCGAAAGAGGUGGCCCCGAGUAUUUGAUGCAUUCGGACCGGGUGAGACGGGGGACGGCCGAGAGGAGGAGGGCGUGGGUUGGAAGCGGAGGGACCGGCCAGAGACCCUCCCCCGGGGGCCGACGGCCGGGGAGCGACACUCCGGUGGCUACCGACGGCGACGGGUGGCGGGAUCUGCGCAGGCCGCGUGCCGAGUGUGGGCGGUCGGACGACCGAACAAAACCCGCUCCGACGUCGCCCGGACGGGACAUCCAUUCGGCCGUCGCUCGCCCCGCGCAACACGCAGCAUGCGAAUCGCCGUCGGCAUCGCGUUCACGCUGCUGUCCGCGUCCCUGUGCGCCCAGUCCAGACCCAACGUUCCCAACGGAUGGAAGCUCGGCAGGAGGAACAGAAACUGGCUGCGAGAAGCGUCGUGGAAGAAGAGGAGUUACGUCUUUCGACCGAGCGAAGUGGUCAGGGAGUGUUGUCCUUCCGUGUUGGAGAUCAGCGAACCACGAGGAGGGAGGUCCGUUACGGGGAUACUCAUGGACCUGUAUCGGGACCGUAACUCGACGCAGAAGUUCUACGAGACGGUCUGCCGUCGCGACGUGUUGGACAAGCGCUGCGACUACGUGGGCGACAAGCUGCGACCCUACUCCAAGUGCGUUCAGAAAUACGGCCUGAGUUACGCCCUGGUGAGAAAACACGGCACCGACGAGGACUGGCGCCUGGACUACAUCCUGAUCAGGAGCGGAUGCGCGUGCGAGUUACGGUUCGAGAUCAUCAGACGUCCCGAAGAAGGUUUAUGACGCCCGCGCCCGCAUCCAGGCGCGCGGCGGCGCGAAAACGUCGCCGCCGGCGCGCAGUCGAAGCGUCCUUUUGUUCAUAUUUUCUUCUCUAUUGUAUUUUUACGGCCGUCCGAGGAGGGUCCGCGACUCGGCGGCGGCUCUUUUAUUUAUGCAGUCCGUUACGUUUUUUGUGUGUUAAAAUAAAAUUGGU
Messenger RNA from Centruroides sculpturatus (bark scorpion), 1260 nucleotides. RefSeq lists its product as uncharacterized. The coding region runs from base 570 to 1070 and encodes 166 amino acids. NCBI's taxonomy places the organism in Eukaryota, Metazoa, Arthropoda, Arachnida, Scorpiones, Buthidae. The transcript is spliced from 3 exons. The record is from RefSeq and is a predicted model, not a curated record.